AUGGUUUCCGAUGCAAAUGUGGUGAGCUCCAUUGUAAAAAGCUCAAAAUUAUUGGUACCAAAGCCAUGGACUUCUAGACCUUAUGUUUUACCUUUCUUUCCAUUUUAUGGUACAUUCUUUCAAAUAUAUUUCACACAAUAUGAAAGGUAUAUUAAAGGGCCUGAAUGGACAUUUGUAUAUUUAGGUUCAAUUAUAUCGUUAAAUAUUUUAGUCUGGUUAAUACCAAACUGGAAUAUUAGAAUUGGUGCUCAGUUUAACUAUUCUAAAGCUGUAUCUGUUCGUGAAGCCACUCAUAUAUUAAUUGAAACCACUCCAAAUAAUGGUGCUGAUGGUAUUACUGAAAUUAAUAGAGUUACUGAAGAUGGUAUUCAACAGAUUUACUUUCAAUUCCAAAAGAAGAGAUUCUUAUGGAAUGAAAAACUACAAAUUUUCUCAACUCCAACUUUCCUUAUCGAUGAAGAACCAAAAAUUUCAGACUUUCAAAAUGCUAAAGGUUUAUCUGGUGACUUAUCUCAUUUACGUAGGUUAUACGGUGAAAAUAUUUUCGAUAUUCCUGUUCCCUCGUUUUUGGAGCUAUUCAAAGAGCAUGCAGUUGCUCCAUUAUUUGUUUUCCAAAUCUUUUGUGUUGCAUUAUGGUUACUAGAUUCUUUCUGGUACUAUUCCCUAUUUAAUUUGUUUAUGGUUGUUGCUAUGGAAGGUGCUGCAGUAUUUCAACGUUUAACUGCUUUAAAAGAAUUUACUACAAUGGGUAUUAAGCCAUAUCCAAUUAAUGUUUAUAGAGAUGGAAAAUGGCAACUCUUGAAGACCAACGAAUUAUUACCAAUGGAUGUUGUUUCUAUUACUAGAACUGCAGAAGAUUCUGCCAUUCCAUGUGACUUAAUCUUAGUUGAUGGUACCUGUAUUGUAAAUGAAGCUAUGCUUUCUGGUGAAUCUACUCCAUUAUUGAAGGAAUCUAUUAAAUUACGUCCAAAAGAGGACUUUUUGCAAAUUGAUGAUAUAGAUAAAAAUGCUGUAUUACACGGUGGUACUAAAGCUUUACAAGUAACUAAGCCAGAAACCAAAAGUGUUGUUCCAUCUCCACCAGACGAAGGUGCGUUAGCUGUUGUUACUAAAACUGGGUUUGAAACUUCUCAAGGUACUUUAGUGCGUGUUAUGGUUUAUUCUGCUGAACGUGUUUCUGUUGAUAAUAAAGAAGCUUUGAUGUUUAUCUUAUUUUUGUUGAAUUUUGCUAUUAUCGCAUCUUGGUACGUUUGGGUUGAAGGUACUAAAAUGGGUAGAGUUCAAUCGAAAUUGAUCUUAGAUUGUGUUUUGAUUAUUACAUCUGUCGUUCCACCUGAAUUGCCAAUGGAAUUAACUAUGGCUGUUAACUCAUCCUUAGCUGCCUUGGCUAAGUUCUAUAUUUAUUGUACAGAACCAUUUAGAAUUCCAUUAGCUGGUAGAAUUGAUGUUUGUUGUUUUGAUAAAACUGGUACAUUAACAGGGGAAGAUCUUGUGUUUGAAAGCUUAGCUGGUUUAUCACCAAAUCGUUCUGAUAUUCGUCAUGCUUAUUCCGCAUCUGAAGCCCCAGAAUCAACUGUCUUAACUGUUGGUGCUGCCCAUGCUUUAGUUAGACUAGAUGAUGGUGAAAUUGUUGGUGAUCCAAUGGAAAAGGCUACUUUGAAAGCUUUUGGAUGGAAAGUUCAAGCAAAAGAUAUUGUGUCCAAACUCAAUGUUGGUGAUAUUAAGAUUCAUCGUCGUUUCCAAUUUUCUUCUGCGUUAAAGAGAUCUGCUUCCGUUGCAUCAUACAAGAAUAACUAUUAUGCAGCAGUCAAAGGUGCUCCAGAAACUAUUCGUGAAAGAUUAACCAAUGUUCCAGAAAAUUAUGAUGAUAUUUAUAAAUCAUUCACAAGAUCCGGUUCAAGAGUUCUUGCUUUGGCUUCUAAAAAAUUAGGGAAAUUGUCCAAUUCUGCUAUUGAUAAAUUAGAUCGUGACGAUGUUGAAAUUCAACUAGAUUUUGAUGGCUUCUUAAUUUUCCAUUGUCCGUUGAAGGAAGAUGCAAUUGAAACUAUUAAGAUGUUAAAUGAAUCCAGUCAUCGUUCUGUGAUGAUUACUGGUGAUAAUCCUUUAACUGCCGUUCAUGUUGCUAAGGAAGUUGCUAUUGUUGAAAGAGAAACUUUAAUUUUGGAUGCUUCUGAUAAUAAUCAGGAAGGGCAUUUAUUAUUUUUCAAUGUUGAAGAAACUACAAGGAUCCCAUUUGAUACACAAGAUGCUAAGUUUAAUUUGUUUGAAUUAUUUGAAAAAUAUGAUAUUGCAGUCACUGGCCACGCCUUGAAUAUUUUGAAAGGACAUUCUCAAUUACGUGAUUUAAUUCGUCACACUUGGGUUUAUGCUCGUGUUUCUCCAUCUCAAAAGGAAUUCAUUUUAAAUACUAUGAAAGAUAUGGGUUAUCAAACUUUAAUGUGUGGUGACGGUACUAAUGAUGUUGGUGCUUUAAAGCAAGCCCACGUUGGUGUUGCUUUAUUGAAUGGUACUGAGCAAGGUAUGAAAAAAAUGGCUGAACAAAAUAGAAGUAAAAGUAUGCAAGCUGUUUAUGAAAAACAAGUUAGUUUAUUUGCUAAAUGGGGUCAACCAGCUCCACCUGUUCCAGCUCCAAUUGCUCACUUAUAUCCACCUGGUCCAAAAAAUCCACAUUAUUUAUCUGCUCUUGAAAAGAAAGGUACAGUUAUCACCCAAGAAAUUAGAGAUAAAGUUGCCGAAGCUAAUUCUAAACCUGCUGAGCCUAUUAAACCUGUUGACCCUAAGAAUGUUAAGCCAACUGCUGGUGACAUAACUGGUUUAUUAAUGGCCGCUGGUGGUAAUUCUGAGGAAGAUGAUGAAGAAGUUCCAGCUUUGAAAUUAGGUGACGCAUCUUGUGCUGCACCAUUUACUUCUAAGUUAUGUAAUGUAUCUGCUGUUACUAACAUCAUCCGUCAAGGUCGUUGUGCUUUAGUUAAUACUAUUCAAAUGUACAAAAUCUUAGCAUUAAACUGUUUAAUCAGUGCCUACUCGUUAUCAGUUAUUUAUUUAGCCGGGGUCAAGUUUGGUGAUGGUCAAGCUACUGUUUCUGGUGUUUUAUUAUCUGUUUGUUUCUUAAGUAUUUCGCGUGGUAAACCAUUACAAAAGUUAUCCAAGCAAAGACCUCAAGCUGGUAUUUUCAAUAUUUACAUUAUGGGAUCAAUUCUAUCACAAUUUGCUGUUCAUAUUUCUACUUUGAUAUACAUUACAAGAGAAAUCUAUAUUUUGGAACCAAGAGAACCACAAGUCGAUUUAGAAAAGGAGUUUGCUCCAUCUCUAUUGAACACAGGUAUUUUCAUAAUCCAAUUAGUCCAACAAGUAUCUACUUUUGCUGUAAACUAUCAAGGUGAACCUUUUAGAGAAACUAUCACAAAGAACAAGGGUAUGUAUUAUGGCUUAAUUGGUGUUAGUGGUUUAGCUCUAGCAGGUGCUACAGAAUUCAUUCCGGAAUUAAAUGAAGCUAUGAGUUUUGUUCCUAUGACUGAGGAAUUUAAAUUUAAAUUGACUUCUGUUUUAUUAUUAGAUUUCUUUGGUAGUUUAGGUGCUGAAUAUUUCUUCAAAUUUUUCUUUAUGGAAGACAAAGCUGCUGAUAUUACACAUCGUCCAGAAAAGCCAGAAAUUGAAAUUAAAUAUUAA
Henningerozyma blattae CBS 6284 is the source of this 3669-nucleotide messenger RNA. It is a transcript of the gene SPF1, whose product is annotated as ion-transporting P-type ATPase SPF1. The transcript has a single exon. Bases 1 to 3669 code for a protein of 1222 amino acids. NCBI's taxonomy places the organism in Eukaryota, Fungi, Ascomycota, Saccharomycetes, Saccharomycetales, Saccharomycetaceae. Gene Ontology annotation, molecular function: ATP hydrolysis activity; ATP binding; P-type ion transporter activity. Gene Ontology annotation, cellular component: endoplasmic reticulum membrane. Gene Ontology annotation, biological process: intracellular calcium ion homeostasis. The record is from RefSeq and is a predicted model, not a curated record.